AUAGGAUUCUCAAUGAAGAAGCGCAAUCGGAUAGGCAACUUCGUGAGCAGUUCAAGGAACGUUGGACACGUACAUCUUCUGAUAAAUUAACAGAAAUGUUCCGGUCUAAUAUUGCGAAAUAUCGCCAGAUUAUUAAUAACGCUGUGAAUGCAGAUAAAACAGUCCGGGAGAAGUUUGAGACGCAUCGUAAAUUCAUGGAGGUGUUAAGUAAGAGUCCAGAAGCUGUGGAAGCAGCUGUUCCGUCAGGUGGACAGUCGAAUCUGGCGAAUUCAUCGGCAGUAAGUACUCUAAGAGGGUUAAUGGAAGAGGUUGAAACAAUCAAAGCGGAACGAGAUGUGAUUGAAUCCGAGUUAAAUUCGUCUUCGUUUGACAUGAAAGCGGAAUUCAUGGCUGCAUUGGCUAAAGAUGGCGCUAUUAACGAACCGCCGAUGUCUGUGGAGUGUUUGGGUAAGCAUUUCGGGCCGUUGCAAACGCAAGUUCGUCAGAGUAUCGAAAGACAAGGCGAGUUAGUCGCGCGGAUUCAAAGCGCACAUUCGCAGUUUGUUAAUGAGCGUGGUAGUACCACGAACAACCGCGAUGAGGUUAUGAGUCAACUCGCGGCUGCACACGAUGCUUUCCGAGACUUGCAGAAUCAUCUCAAAGAGGGCACUAAGUUCUACAAUGAACUUACACAGUUGUUGGUUGUAACGCAAAACAAAAUCAGUGACUUUUGUUUCGCACGUAAAACCGAAAAAGAAGAGCUGUUGAAAGAUUUGACACAGGAGAGUAGCCGUCAAACGACACCAGCGCCACCUGCACGGCCUGAGUAUCACAAAGACGUACCAACUGGUCCGCCAUCAUCCGCGCCCAGUCAACCGACGCCGCAGGCACCCGGCCAGGGUCAACCCGGUUAUCCCUACGGCGGUUGGGGCACCUUAUAA
Molecule: messenger RNA, 920 nt
Organism: Dalotia coriaria
Lineage: Eukaryota; Metazoa; Arthropoda; Insecta; Coleoptera; Staphylinidae
Product: programmed cell death 6-interacting protein-like
Exons: 3
Coding region: 96-920 (274 amino acids)
Biological process (GO): mitotic cytokinesis; multivesicular body sorting pathway
Cellular component (GO): endosome
Molecular function (GO): protein binding
Source: RefSeq, a predicted model, not a curated record